AUGGGCUUGAAGGGACUUCAAACAAUGAGUCAGGCUGGUGAAGAAAGUUCCAGUUCCAGUGACACAGAAUUGGAAAUCAAGAAGGAGCAGCCUGUCUGUGCUCUAGCUCCAACAGUUUAUAGCCGAGAUGAGGGAUCCACUGAUGUAACAGCAAGUCCUGCAUUUCAGUGUUUAGAUGAGCUAUUUUCUGCAGGAAAAAUCACAGGCACCAGAGUAGCUGAACUGAAGGGAAAGUACACCCUGCUGCAUAAGACUGUGAUCAGUUUACAGGAAUCUGAGAUCCAGCUGUUGCAGGAAGCCAAACGUCUUAGUGUAGAACUGGACCAACAACAACAUGAACUGGAAAAAGCAGAACAGUUCCCUGAAGAAUCCUCCAGUGAAGUUUCCCGAAUAAGGCAACAACUUCUUAGUUGCCAGAAUGAAUACAAUGCUAUUAAAGAAAGAGAGUAUGAAAUUCAGUUCAAGAUGGAAUGUUUGCAAGAAGAAAAAAGGCUUCUGGAAAAUGAAUAUGAAAGAAUUCCAAAACAAAGGGAAGCAGAUAAGAAAAUUAAACAGCUGAAAGAAAAUUGUGAUGAGCUCUGCAAAGAAGUAAUCCAAAGAAAAGCAGAAAUUAAUACAAUAAAGGAAGAUGUUUUAUCCAAGCAAAAGCUGAUGUUAACAGAUAAGAAAGAAAUGGAAAAGCUUCUGGAGAAGCAGGCUAAUUUGAAAGAUGAGCUAGUUAAGACCCUUGGUGUUCCAGCACAACUUGGAAAAGAAACUGAGAAGAUGAAUCAGAAAAAAAUCGAUGCAGAGAAGAAGAAAGAAGCCCUUAAUGACCAAAUAGAAGAGUUGAAUGGUACCCUGAAAGCGAUUGAAAAAAGGACUGAAGAGAUUUUGCAAGAAAGAGAAAACGUAAUGAAGGAGUUGGAUGGGAAACAAAUUUUGCUAGAAAGCAAAGAACGAGAAUACAUUACUUUGACAAAAUUGCUAGAAAUUAGCAGAGAGAAGGAAUCAGCGGUCCUAUCAGACAGAGCAGCUCUGGAAGAGAAUUUAAAAAAAUGUGUCUUGGAGAAAAAAAAGCAACAUGAUAUUCUCAUUCACAAGCAAACACAGAAAGAGAGAGAACUGAGAAAUUUUAAAAAGAUGGAGUUACAACUGAAUAUGAUUUAUGAUUCUUUGGAACAAGAUAAGUCACAGCAUAAAAGACUCAAAUCAGAGGCAGAAGCUAUCCCUAAAAGUAAUGGAUUAUUAUUAGAAAGAAGACAAGAACUGCAGAAGGAAAUUGAAAUGACCAAGAGAAGUUUAGCUGAACAGGAAAUGAUGUCAGAUACGGAUGCCCACAUGUUAGAAGAAUAUAUUGCUGAAGAAGGCCGGCUUUUCAAAGAACAGGAAAAAUGCAGAGAUGACUUAUCCAGACUUGCACAUCUGACUUGGCUCAAAGUUGAAGAGAGGGACCAGAAAUCUAGGGAUGUCCAGAAAGCCCAGAUACAACUCCAAAAUAUUAUUAAAGAAAUAAAGAGAAAGGAUCUUGAAAUAAAAGAGUAUAAAAAAAGGAAAAGACAAAUCAAAAAACAACUCCAAGGAUUUGCUAAAAUGUAUGAAGUUAUCCAAAAUGAAAGGAAUAAAUGUAUAAAUUUGGUGCAUGCUGCUCAGCAGAAAGCAAGUGAAAUUAAAAACCGGGUAAAAUUGCUAGGAAAUGAAAUAGAGAAUUUAAGGAAUACUGUUAUAACCAAGGAAAGAAAAUUGCAGAAACAACAUCUGAAGAAUACAAAUAAUGUAGCAAUUACAGACAGUCUCAAAAAUGAUUAUUGCAAAAUUGUACAAAUCGUACAUGAGAUGAAAGAAAAGAAAAGGCAACGGUGUCUGGAUCUCGAGAGACUUACCAAUACGGUCACUUGCAUCGAAGAGGAAAUUGUGCAGCUGCGCAAAAAAUAUGAAAGGGCUAUUCAGGAACAAAAUGACAGUGGUCUUCUGCUCAGAGAACGAGAAGAAGAACUAUGCAUUUUAUAUGAAAAAAUAAACAUGCAAGAGAUGUUGUGUAGAAAUGGAGAUAUUGAAAUGCAGGUUAUGGAUGAAAAGAUCAGAUUUCUGAAGCUGAAGGUAGCUGAGAAAAAGAGACAGAUUAAAUUGUGGUUCAAAGCGCUCCCAGUGAAAAAUUCCCUGGACGCACAUCUGGUGGUACUUCAGAUACAGUAUUCCCAGUGCAAGGACAGGCUUAAACAGAUGGAGGAAAUCUUUGCUGAUCCUGCAAAUGAGAGUAGAAAGCGAGACUUGGGAGGGAAGGACCCAUCUCCACCUGAGCUGCUAAAAAAGAUUGAGCAGCUAGAGGUGGAGCUGGUGCAAAAGGAGGAGAAGUUGCUGGAGACGGAUCUUCUCUACGAGCACAUUUCCCGGCUGACAGACAGAAUCCGUGCCACAGCAGAGAACGGGAAGCAGGACACACUGCUGCUAGCUAAAAGGACAAAUGAACUGCAGAAGAAGAUAAAGGACAGAACCCAGAAGAUAAUGGCUUUUGUUGCAGAGUUAUCCAUGAAGCAAGCACUUGCCAUUAAACUCCAGCAGGAAGCGAGAGACAAAGAGCAAUUUUUGAUGACUGUUUCAUCAAGGAUAGAUCAAGGCCUUCCCCCUCCUAAAGAAACAGAAAAUGAAUGGUUGAAGAUAUUACGCAACGAGAAGAUGCAAAAAGCAGCAGCUGAAGCCAGAGCUGAACAUGCAGCAGAAGAGGAACAAGCUGCAGCGCCCGGCUAUGUCCACACGACAGCGGAACAACGCCCAACCGCCUACAUCCCAGAUGACAAAUACAGUCUCCCAUUGCCGCGGCCCUACGGCGCUCUGGCUCCUUUCAAACCAAGUGAACCUGGUUCAAAUAUGAGACAUUUCAGAAAACCUAUUGUAAAGCCAAUUGAAAUCUGA
This is a messenger RNA of Haliaeetus leucocephalus (bald eagle), 2892 nucleotides long. RefSeq names its product coiled-coil domain containing 146 (gene CCDC146). The transcript has 19 exons. NCBI's taxonomy places the organism in Eukaryota, Metazoa, Chordata, Aves, Accipitriformes, Accipitridae. The coding region runs from base 1 to 2892 and encodes 963 amino acids. Gene Ontology annotation, cellular component: cytoskeleton. The record is from RefSeq and is a predicted model, not a curated record.